This is a messenger RNA of Sorex fumeus (smoky shrew), 3131 nucleotides long. RefSeq names its product Bardet-Biedl syndrome 9 (gene BBS9). Gene Ontology annotation, cellular component: membrane; BBSome. The transcript is spliced from 22 exons. Gene Ontology annotation, biological process: cilium assembly. The coding region runs from base 32 to 2686 and encodes 884 amino acids. Lineage: Eukaryota; Metazoa; Chordata; Mammalia; Eulipotyphla; Soricidae. The record is from RefSeq and is a predicted model, not a curated record.
CUAAGAAAAGGGGACGCCAGAGUGAACAAAAAUGUCCUUAUUUAAAGCCCGUGAUUGGUGGUCUACUAUUCUGGGAGAAAAAGAAGAAUUUGAUCAAGGCUGUUUGUGUUUGGCUGAUGUGGACAAUACGGGGAGUGGCCAAGAUAAAAUCAUUGUGGGUAGCUUUAUGGGGUAUCUAAGAAUCUUCAACCCCCAUCCUGUGAAAAUUGGAGAUGGAGCCCAUGCUGAAGAUCUGCUUCUAGAAGUACAGCUGCAGAGCCCUAUCCUGCAGGUGGAAGUAGGCAAGUUUGUCUCAGGUACUGAAUUGCUUCAUUUGGCUGUGCUGCAUUCUAGGAAGCUCUGUGUCUACUUUGUCUCAGGUACCUUGGGUAACGUGGAACAUGGUAACCAAUAUCAGAUCAAACUGAUGUAUGAACACAAUCUUCAGAGAACAGCGUACAACAUGACUUAUGGACCAUUUGGUGGUGUCAAAGGUCGAGACUUAAUUUGUAUCCAGUCAAUGGACGGCAUGCUGAUGGUGUUUGAGCAGGAAAGCUAUGCUUUCGGGAGGUUCCUCCCCGGCUCUCUUCUCCCUGGACCUCUUGCUUACAGUUCCCGGACAGAUUCUUUCAUUACUGUUUCUUCUUGCCGACAAGUGGAAAGUUACAAGUACCAAGUACUUGCUUUUGCAACGGAUGCAGAUAAAAAACAGGAGACUGAACAGCAAAAACUUGGUUCUGGAAAAAGACUAGUUGUGGAUUGGACUCUAAACAUUGGGGAGCAAGCCCUUGAUAUCUGUAUUGUUUCUUUCAAUCAGUCAGUAUCUUCCGUUUUUGUGCUUGGUGAGAGAAACUUUUUUUGCCUUAAGGAAAAUGGACAAAUUCGAUUCAUGAAGAAACUUGAUUGUAGUCCGAGCUGUUUUCUCCCAUAUUGCUCAGUUUCUGAAGGAACAAUAAAUACUCUGAUUGGAAACCAUAACAGCAUGCUGCAUAUUUACCAGGAUGUGACACUGAAGUGGGCCUCUCAGCUUCCUCACAAUCCUGUCGCAGUAAGAGUAGGAUCUUUACAUGAUUUAAAGGGAGUGAUAGUCACUCUGAGCGACGAUGGUCACUUGCAGUGUUCCUACCUGGGGACAGAUCCUUCUCUGUUCCAGGCUCCCAAGGUUGAAGCUAGAGAACUGAACUACGAUGAACUGGAUGUAGAGUUGAAAGAACUUCAGAAAAUCAUCAAAGAUGUUAACAGAUCACAAGGUGUUUGGCCCAUGACUGAGAGGGAAGAUGACUUGAAAGUGUCUGCCGUGGUUUCUCCUAAUUGUGAUUCAGUGCCUGCUACUGAUGCUGAUGCAGGACCUGACCUCGUCCCUUCUGUCACAGUGAAGAUCACCCUGCAGAAUCGAGUGGCAUUGCAGAAAGUCAAAUUGUCAGUCUAUGUGUAUUCACCAUUGGUAUUAACUUGUGAUCAGUUCACCUUUGAACUUACUGCACCAGAGAUGUCUAAAACAGCAGUCUUUUCUGUGUACCUGAAAGGAAAUUAUAUGCCAUCUGAGUUGGAAGGAAAUGCGGUUGUUUCUUAUUCCAGACCAACAGGUAAAUGUGCACUUGGCAUUUCUCGAGUUAUCCAAUGUAAAUUUAGACUUCCCUUGAAGUUAAUAUGCUUACCAGGUCAGCCUUCCAAAACAGCAAGCCAUAAGCUGACUAUUGACACAAACAGACCUCCAGUCAGCCUUCUCAGUCUCUUUCCAGGCUUUGCAAAUCAAUCAGAAGAUGAUCAGGUGAAUGUAAUGGGUUUUCGUUUCUUAGGAGGUUCCCGAGUUACUCUUCUUGCUUCUAAAACCUCUCAACGAUACCGCAUUCAGAGUGAACAGUUUGAAGACCUCUGGCUCAUAACAAAUGAGCUUAUUAUCCGCCUUCACGAACAUUUUGAGAAGCAGGGAGUCAAAGAUUUUGCGUGUUCUUUUUCUGGAUCAAUGCCCCUUCAAGAAUAUUUUGAGUUGAUUGAUCAUCAUUUUGAGCUUCGGAUAAAUGGUGAAAGAUUAGAAGAACUUUUAUCGGAAAGAGCUGUGCAGUUUCGGGCUAUCCAGCGUCGACUGUUAACAAGAUUCAAAGAUAAAACACCCGCCCCUCUCCAGCACUUGGACACCUUGCUCGAUGGAACUUACAAGCAGGUAAUUGCUCUAGCAGAUGCCGUCGAGGAGAACCAAGAAAAUCUGUUGCAGUCAUUCAGCUGCUUGAAGAGUGCCACCCAUUUGAUGGUCCUGCUCAUCGGGCUGUGGCAGAAGCUCAGUGCCGACCAGGUUGCUAUUCUGGAGGCAGCAUUGCUACCCUUGCAGCAGGACUCCCAAGAGCUGGGAUGGGAAGAAACAGUGGACGCUGCCAUUUCUCACCUUCUAAAAACCUGUCUGUCGAAGAGCUCAAAGGAGCAGGCUCUGAACCUCAGCAGCCACCUGGGCAUCCCCAAAGACACCAGCCGGCUGAAGAAACACAUCACCUUGUUCUGCGACAGGUUGGCCAAAGGCGGACGUCUCUGUCUCAGUACCGACGCUGCUGCUCCACAGACCAUGGUCAUGCCAGGUGGCUGCACUACGAUCCCAGAAUCAGAGCUAGAGGAAAGAGCAAUAGAACAAGAUGCCCCCGAACUGUUUACCAACCACAAACACCUCAUGGCAGACCCAUCCACACCUGAAGUCUCACCCCUCCAAGGAGAAUAAAGUUUAAACAGAGUUGUCUGAUCAAAAGCAAGAGGGCUUCCCAGUGCUGAUCCUGUGUAAACCUCAUGCCAAAUGCAAAGAGAGUCCUGUUUAUCCAGCUCACCCACCUGGAGAAGACACAUUACAGAGAGGAGGAUCUGGACUUUUAAUUUUGUGAAGAGGACUUAUAACACCAGGAAAAGCAAUUUCAACUUGUCCUCCAGGAAAGGAAAUUACUGCUUUCUUGGUCAUCUGUCUGAUUGCAGCUACAAUUUCAGGAUAUAGUGAAAUGACAUCAUUUUGGGACAGACUUUAUCAUUGAAAGUCCUAGACCCAAAAUUAUUUGAUACCCCAUUUUCCCGCACAAAAUUCUUAUAGAGUAAAUGCAUCCAGUUUAAUAAAGCAUCUCAUUGUCAAACAAAAAAAAUCUUGAAUUUGAUUUGGUUACCUAGGUGAUUUCUCUAUA